AUGCAACGCAGCAACCCGGCAGCUGAGUCCGCAGCUCGCGAUGCCGAUGCUGGCGUUGGGUCGCGCGGGAAAAGAAGGAGGAGCGAGGAAGGCAGAGAGCAGAGCCAGACAACGAUGCGGCGCGUUGGGAAGGAAGUUUUCCAAGCUUUCCGCGGAACGCCUGCAGCACACGGGGCCACAUUCCUGGCGCGUGGUGCCGCGCCGCGAACAUGCAGAAAAGACGAGACACGAGGCGUGCCGAGGAGGAAGGCAGGCGGCAGAUGGGCGAGCGAAACGAGGCAGAAGAAGUCCACGCAACUACAACAACGCAGCCAAAGUGCUGGACGGCUGCAAAAGGUUGAAGAGCCUGAGAGGGGCGGUCGCGUCAAGGACAACGGCGAAGCGAACGCGGCCGCGACUGCGCCGAAGAAGGCAACACGCCAGCGACUUUGCGGACGCGCGCGUCGACCUCGUUGUUACUCCACAGACGGAAUUCGUAGACAAGGGGUCAAUGACACAGUUUAG
Messenger RNA from Besnoitia besnoiti, 504 nucleotides. RefSeq lists its product as uncharacterized. NCBI's taxonomy places the organism in Eukaryota, Apicomplexa, Conoidasida, Eucoccidiorida, Sarcocystidae. The transcript has a single exon. The record is from RefSeq and is a predicted model, not a curated record. Bases 1 to 504 code for a protein of 167 amino acids.